Messenger RNA from Hydatigera taeniaeformis, 420 nucleotides. The record is from the annotation of a GenBank genome assembly. NCBI's taxonomy places the organism in Eukaryota, Metazoa, Platyhelminthes, Cestoda, Cyclophyllidea, Taeniidae.
AUGCAAUUGCGUCCCUCCCUCUCCUUUCCUCUCUCCCUCCCUCCCCCCUUCCACGUUUUCACUCACAAACUCACUCACUCACUCUCUCUCUGCUGUCCCUCCUGUGCCAUCCUCAGGUUCUGCUCAACGCGCAUGCGUGUGUGCCUUUGCCAAAAAAUAAAACAAACAAUUUGUUUGCCCACCUUCUUUCUGGCAUUCAUUUCUCCCUCGUCCUCCGUCUGCCCGCCCGUCCACCGACUCAUCACUCCUUCUGAUCCUGGUCCUGCUCCUCGUGUCCCUCUUUGUACCUGCCCCUACGUCCUCUAUCGCCUUGAGUGGUACAGCAUUGCCACUAGAAUAGAUGAUGAUGCUAUUGCUACUGCUGCUGCUGCCGUUCCUGCUGUUUCACCACGUCCUCGAGCAUCUGCUCCUCGUUAUUGA